Molecule: messenger RNA, 225 nt
Organism: Bipolaris sorokiniana ND90Pr
Lineage: Eukaryota; Fungi; Ascomycota; Dothideomycetes; Pleosporales; Pleosporaceae
Exons: 1
Molecular function (GO): DNA binding
Source: RefSeq, a predicted model, not a curated record
AUGCCGCGACAACAAAGUGCUCAAUCAACUUCUCGUGAAAGCAGAAUAAGUCUUGCUAUAGCAUCCUAUCAUAAUAAUAAAAAACAGCCUAUCCGUGCGCUUGCGAAAGCGUAUGACGUACCAAAGUCAACUCUGUAUACGCGCAUCCAUGGUACUCAGCCACAAUCAGAUACUCCGUCUAUCAGGCGUAAGCUAUCAUCUAUCGAGGAGCACUCUCUUGUUCAG